AUGGCAACCAUGCAAAAAGAUGAGAACACCGGCGAUGCGGAGCCUGAGGACGUCCAAGAACUGACGAAAACUGUAUGGACGCUAAUUUUUUCUAAUGUACUAAACAGAUUCAAAAUAUGAUACGUCAAAUGCAAGACAAAUUCCAACUCAUGAGCGAUCAACUCGUGAAGAAAAAUAUCCUUUUCUGUCGCGCUACAUAUGUAGGCAAUUAAUAUACGCUUUUUAGUGAGUCCUUGUUGGGUCACUAUCUUCCUAGUUCUUCCAAAAAUUGCAAUUUUUUCAUGCGCUCUGUGGAGAGAUGCUUCGUGGCCUCGCUUAGAGUGUCAUGUCAACAGGGGUCUCACAUAUUUCGAAAUGCGUUUUCUUAGCCAACACUUUGUCGGAAUCUUCUCAGCUGUUCACUGAUCUCUUGUAGCCUCUGACUCUCGGCAACAUCGGACAGGCUGCGGGAAGCAGCAGGCAGGCAGUUGAUAAGCCCAAGUUAUGUAGCUACUGUUGA
Spirometra erinaceieuropaei is the source of this 499-nucleotide messenger RNA. Lineage: Eukaryota; Metazoa; Platyhelminthes; Cestoda; Diphyllobothriidea; Diphyllobothriidae. The record is from the annotation of a GenBank genome assembly.